ACCGGAAGUAAAACAAAUGCACGAGAGCCGGCCGUGACUGUGACUUUUUGUCUGCUCCACUUCUCAUACAGAGUGCGGUUUUUUUUCUUUUUUUCUAUGCCUUUUGUCGGAGAGAAAGCUCUUCCUUUUUUUUAAGAAGCAAUACUAAUACUUGUUCGCUGUGAGUGUGAAACAAUCAUUCAGAUGCAUCCCCGUGAACAUGCGUCCUGCGGAUAACUCAAAGAGAAUAACAGUAGUUUAGGAAAGAGACUGAGACUUUGUUCGUUCUACGAGUCUGGGAACCAGUUGAUUGUCGUGGAGCGGAUGGAACGUGGCCCCGGGAACCCGAAAGCGGCGCCCGGAUCCGAAGCCGAAGCUGGCUGCGGCUGCUAUGGAAACGAGAGGGCGCGUGAGCAACCGUCCAGUCUCCAGCUCAGCCCGGCGGAGCCCAGCCUGGCGAGAUCCCGCUGGAAAAUGCUGCAGCGGGUGCUGAAACAGAAGAGCAUAGAUCAAGAAAAUCUGCUGCAGAUUUCUAUCAGAAGAUGUUUGACUUUCAACAUAUUUUCUACAAAUGUGUUGAAGAAAUUGGAGUCAGAUUCUGAUAAUGAAAUGUGGGUUGAAUAUGCGUGCAUUCCCUAUCCACAGUAUAGGGUGUAUUUAAGACACAGUGUUGGCCCUCUGAAUGUUGAAGAUGUUCUCACCAGUUUUGACAACACAGGAAAUGUCUGUAUUUGGCCUUCAGAGGAGGUUUUGGCUUAUUACUGUAUAAAACAUAAUAAUAUGUUUAGAGGCCUUGCAGUUUGUGAGCUGGGAGGUGGAAUGACAUGCUUGGCUGGUCUCAUGGUUGCUAUUUCUGCAGAUGUCAAAGAACUUCUAUUAACUGAUGGGAAUGAAAAAGCCAUCAAAAAUGUUAGUGACAUUAUUGAAAGAAACAAAAAGCAUGGACUAUUCACGUCUUCUUCUGUUUCAAGCCGAAUAAUGCGAUGGGAUAAUGAGAUGGAUGUGUCUCCUAUGGAAGGACAUUUUGAUGUUAUUAUCUGUGCUGACUGUUUGUUUCUGGACCAGUACAGAGCAAGUCUUGUUGAUGCAAUGAAGAGAUUACUCAAACCUAAUGGAAAAGUGCUUGUGUUUGCCCCCCAGAGAGGCAAAACUUUAAACCAGUUUUGCAGUCUUGCAGAGAAAGCUUGUUUAACUGCCCAAAGGCUUACGAAUUACGACGACCACGUUUGGAACUUUCAUCUGAAGAUGAAAGAUGAAAAAAACAAGAAAUAUGAUGAGAACCUCCACUAUCCUGUCCUGGUCACUCUAACUAAGCAGGAAACAGCCAUCAAUGCCCAACCAAGCUGAGAUAUGUGAUGCACUGACAUUUUCCUGGUUCUUCUAGCAGCUGCACUCAGCAAAAUGAAAGCACAGUUAGGAUGCUGAUAUUGGAAGGAAUACUUUUGUUGUCGAAGAUUAAGGAAAAUUCACAAGUGUAAACUUACGUCUUCUCUCAUCCAGGAAAUCCUCAGAAUUUGCAAUGUUCCACAUUUUUCCAAUUAAAGCAAUUUGCCUCACUGAAAAUGGUAUAUAUAUAUUGUAAAGCAAUCUACUGAAUGUCCCAUGGAAUGACCAAAUGUUAGCCAUUUCAAAUUCAAAUAUGUGUCACACAACAUUGAUGAAAAGAAGUACAGAAGAGACAGAACUGGAAACCAUGGAAUGGGGAAUUGAUUCUAUUCAGGAAAAAACUUGAAAGUUCACAGUCACAACUGAGUUAUCAAGGCCUUCUUAACCAGAAUGUGUUCUACAUUUCAGUUUCCCACUUAUAUUCAACAUGUAUUUUUUUUGUCUUAACUGUUUUGCUAUUUUAAUUACAUUAAUGCUAUUUCCAACUUUGAUGGUAUGUCCUGUGUUUUGUUAACCAUAUCCUUCCACCCUGGUUUCUCAGUUUUAAAAGUUUAAUAACUAUUGGGAAGUGCUUUUAUACUUUCCAUUUGAUCAUGUGCAAUGCACCUCUCUAAGAGCAAAUGGCUGGUAUGUUGAAAAUCCUAUUAAAGGGCUAAAGAGUUUAAUCUACAAAAUAUUCUUGGCCAGAUUCCAGUUUGCUUUACUGUAGUGAGUCACCUAGCUUGACAAGACUUCAAGCUUAUAACUUGGUGGAAAAUUCGUACAGUUGUAUUUCAAAAUGCACACAUCCACUAGUGUAUGAAACUGAUUUUUGUACUUCACGAUUUAGAUCCACACAGCAGGUUGCAAAUGUAUUGUUUGCAGUGUUUUGGUAGCAUACCAUUAUAUCACUGAAAUGAGAACUUGCCUAUUCAUGCAUACAACUGGAUUGCAAGAUUGCCAGUUGAAAACAAAUUAUAACCAUGCAUGGUGCUGAACCCUAAACAUAAAGACAACUGAAAAGUCACAAUUCACCUAUCAAUUGUGUUUUUAUUUUGUAAUUUUGGGGCUGGAUGGGAGGCCCAUUGGAGUGGAAAGAGGAAGCCAUAAUCCUGGUAGAAAAUUUCUCAUGUGGAAUAUGUCUAGAUUUCCAAUUAUGUAAAAUGAAUUGUAGAAUUGUAUUUUAUAGCAUGGGGUACCCAGUUAGAUUAGUGAAUCUGUGACAGCUCUCUGAAAUAACUUCCAAAUUAGCCCUACUCAUUCUCUGCAAUCUUCUUUAAAUAUUCUUGUUUAAAACUUACCUUUUAUAGAUUAGUAUGAACUCUACUACUACUUUCUGGCAAGAUAUUCCAAAGCUGAAGAAUCCCAUCAAAUUAAAAAAUGUCUAAGCUCAGGGACUUUGGUAUUGAUGUUGGAUUUGUGCCCUCUUACCAAAUCAUUGACUUUAUCAGACCCCUGAAAAAAUUUGAACAGUUUUUCUGUAAAUACCAUAAGAUGUAAGAGUAGAAGUAGCCCAUUAGCUCACCCGUUCUGCUCUGCCAUUCAACGGGAUCAUGGAUGAUUUGAUAAUCCUCAGCUCCACUUUCUUCCUUUUUCCCAUAACCCUUGAUUCCCUUUACUGAUUAAAAGUCAUACAGCCUGUGAUGGUGAAAUAUUCCAGAGAUUCAGUACCCUUUGAGAGAAAAACCUCCUCCUCAUCCUUGUCAUAAGUGGGUGACCACUUAUCCUGACAUUAAGCUUUCUCAUCCUGAACUCUCCCACAUGGGGGAACAGCCUUUCCACAUCCACCCUGUCAAACCUCCUAGGACACAUGUAUAAUCUUGUAUUCAAUAAGGUCACCUGUCUUGUUUCUAAAUGUCAAUGAAUAUAGGCCCAACCCGCUGCAGCUCCUUCAUAGGAAAAUAUGUGCAUACCUGGUAGCAGUCUAGUGAACCUCCUCUGGACUGUCUCUGUUAUCAAUAUAUCUUUCCUUAGAUAAGGGGCCCUAAACUGUUCAGAGCAUUCCAGUUGUGCCUGACUACUGCCUUGUACUCUUUUAGCAAAUCUCCCAACUUUUAUACUCCAAUCCCUUUGAAGUAAAGGCCAGCAUUUCAGUAUCCUUCCCAAUUUGCCACUGAAGUUAAAUGUUAGCUUUUUGUGAUUCAGGCAUGAAGACGCCUAAAUCCCUCUGUUCUGUAGCUUUCUUCAGUCUUCCUCCAUUAAAAAAAAAUUCAGUUCCUCUUCUUCCUGUUAACGGGCAUAACAUCAUACUUUACCACACUGUAUUCCAUCCACCAGACCUUUGACCACUCAUUUAACCUGUUUUUAUUGCUCUACAAAUUCUUUGUUAUCCUCACCACUUGUCUUCCUAGCUAUUUUUUCGCCAUCUGCAAACUUGGCUGGAGUGCACUCCACUUUCCCAUUCCAAAUCAUUAAUAUAUAUUGUAUGUAAUUAUGGCCUCAGUGUCGAUCCCUGUGGAUGUCCACUAGUAACAGGUUGGCAACCUGAAAAUGCUGCAAAUCCCAACUCACUGUUUGCUGUUAGUUGGCCAAUCAUCUAUCCAUGUUAACAUACUACCUUCUUGUUACCUCCUCAAAUAGUUCUCUUUUUCUUCUUCCUUCAAUGAAAAGAGUUACUCUGCUCAUUAAUAAAGUGAUUCAUUUUUGAUAUCACAAUUAAGCUGUUUAUAAUUACUGAAUGAGAUCCUUUCAAAAGUAGGAUUCAAAAAACAAGAAACAUAAUUUCAAGUAAAUCCUAGCCAGUAUUUAUUUAUUUUGUACUAUUUAUGACUAUUUGGCUACUUGACAUUUUGACAACUUCAACCUCUGUUUUCAAAGAUUCGUUUAUCUGAACCUUGCUCUCUAAUACUGUAUUGUAAACUUUUACCAAUUUGUUUACAGUUGAACAUUGUGGGAUGUUUUACUAUAUCAAAGAUGUAAUUUCAAGCAAGUUGCUGUUGUCAAUAGUGCUUUCUUCACUCACUUCAAAAUGUAACAUUUCAGCAUUCAAUUUCAUCUAGCGUCUAUCUACACAAUCAAUAUAUUAAUCUGUAUGCUCCCAAAGUUAUUAACUGCACGCAUCAUAGUUCAACAGGACCCUUGCCGUAUCAUCUGUAAAUGUUAAUAUUGUGCAUCAAUCCAGAUCAUUUAUAAUAUUGGAAAAUGUCUUUGAACACACUAUUUACAUUCCUCCAAUUGAAAAAUAUCUAUGAAUAGUCAU
Messenger RNA from Stegostoma tigrinum, 4543 nucleotides. It is a transcript of the gene camkmt, whose product is annotated as calmodulin-lysine N-methyltransferase. Gene Ontology annotation, cellular component: cytoplasm. The record is from RefSeq and is a predicted model, not a curated record. The coding region runs from base 304 to 1326 and encodes 340 amino acids. Lineage: Eukaryota; Metazoa; Chordata; Chondrichthyes; Orectolobiformes; Stegostomatidae. The transcript is spliced from 12 exons. Gene Ontology annotation, molecular function: calmodulin-lysine N-methyltransferase activity.